Coffea arabica (coffee) is the source of this 1494-nucleotide messenger RNA. NCBI's taxonomy places the organism in Eukaryota, Viridiplantae, Streptophyta, Magnoliopsida, Gentianales, Rubiaceae. The record is from RefSeq and is a predicted model, not a curated record.
AUGUGCAUUCUUUCUAACAAUUCUUAUGCCCGGUUCUUUAAAGGCCUUAGAGAUGUUCCAAACCUUGAUGAUUUGAACAUUGUCCUUAGCUGUUAUCCUUCACUUGACAAGCGAGUAUAUAAUCUUCCCUCUGCCUCACAAGUUGCGGCUAUAUGGACUGAAAGUGACGAUCAGUCGUCCGAUGGCCGCGCUCAUAUUCAAGUUUAUUCUCGGUCAGUUGGUAGCCAUAGGAUUCAACAUUACUAUGGCUGCUAUGACCCUUUACAGUACCCUCUCCUUUUCCCUCGUGGUGAGUGUGGCUGGCACCACGGAAUUAAAAGACUUAGUAAAAGAAAAAGAGGAGGGGACACAUGUGAGGAUGAUAUUAACAUCGAUCCAGCUUCAGUUAACUCCUCAUCGGAGUUAAUUGAUUUAGAACAGAGAGCUGCUGAUCGAGGCAAAACAGAGGAAGGUACUGUAUCUGCUAGGGAGUACUACUGUUAUAGGUUCCAAAUAAGGGACGGUGAUGAGUCAAUGCUGUUACACACUCUUAGGUUGCUGCAGCAGUUUUCAGUCGAUGCUUAUGUCAAGAUCGAAACAUGUAGGCUUGACUUUCAUAGGCAUCGACAAAACAAGAUACGCUCUGAAAUUCUGGAAGGGAUUCUUGACAGUGUUUCUGUUGGCCAAACCGCUGCUUCUAAAGUUGGUCGUAAGGUCAUUCUUCCAGCUUCUUUUAUAGGUGGUCCGAGGGAUAUGAGGCGCCGUUACCUUGAUGCGAUGGCCCUGGUACAGAAAUAUGGAAAAUCCGACAUUUUUCUUACAAUGACGUGUAAUCCAGCAUGGAAGGAAAUUCAGGAAAAUCUGAAAUACCAUGAAAAGCCUCAGGAUCGGCCAGACCUGCUCGCUAGAGUUUUUAGAGCCAAAUUUGAAAUGCUUAAAGCAGAAAUUCUAAAUAAGCAGAUCUUUGGCGAGGUUGCAGCGUGUGUUUACGUGAUCGAAUUCCAGAAACGAGGCUUUCCUCAUGCCCAUUUAUUAUUGAUCUUAAAACCUGGUCAUAAGCUACUUAAUCCAGAGUCGUAUGACAAAAUAGUCUGUGCUGAGUUGCCCGACAAAGAUCAAUAUCCUCACUUGUAUUCUCUUGUUGUGAAGCAUAUGAUCCAUGGCCCUUGCGGAGCAAUGGAUAAGUCUUGUCCUUGUAUGAGAGAUGGAGCCUGCAAAAAUCACUAUCCAAAGAGCUUUUGUCCUCAAACGACUCACGGUGAGGAUACCUAUCCAUAUUAUAGGAGGAGAGAUGAUGGCAAGAAAGUCAAGGUGAGCUUUAAGAUUAUUUCCUGUGGAUCGGCGGACGAUAUUGAUGAAAUAAAAGACUUCCAGAAAGGUAGAUGGGUUUCGCCUCCAGAAGCUUUUUGGCGCAUUUAUGAAUUUAGGCUGAAUGAAAUGAACCCAGCAGUUUACACCCUUCAGAACGAAUCUCAGAGCACAACAUCUGAAAUGCUUGUACAGAGAUUUUCCUGA